This is a messenger RNA of Enterobius vermicularis (human pinworm), 1725 nucleotides long. NCBI's taxonomy places the organism in Eukaryota, Metazoa, Nematoda, Chromadorea, Rhabditida, Oxyuridae. The record is from the annotation of a GenBank genome assembly.
AUGUUACAAAACCAUAAGAGUGAAACUGCAGCAGAAACCGCAGUUGUCUCAGUUACUGCUAACGUGGCUGGGAAACUGAAACAGGACGAUGAGUGGUUAAAGUGGCUAGAAGAGAAUGUGGAAAAAAGUCGAGAACUGAGAGAUCAGAUUGUAACAAGGCUUGACAGCUUUGAAAACUGCUUGAAAAUGCUGGAGGAACGUAUAGUGCCUUUGCAUAACAAAACUGCGAUUUUUCAAAAAAGACAAACAAAUCUCUCGAAAGUUAUAAAGACUAUUGAUGCCAUGCAGCAGUUUUAUGGUCAGGCGACGGAACUGGAAAGUGCUAUACGCGAAGGAAGCGCAUCACUCGAUAGGGAAAACUACAUUGAAAAAAUGGAUCAGCUGGCAGAUGCUAUAACAUUCUUUUCUUCUCAUCCCACAUAUCAGAAUCAGCUCGAAAGCAUGAAGUUGACUUUUGAAUCUGGUUGUGUUACAUUGGAGAAGGAAUUUCGUAACGUCGUACAGUCGAAUUCGAUCGUAGCCGACGCUGCACAUGUCAUUGAGUGUUUAGACCAAGACUUUGAGGUGAUUCCGGCCAGGUUAAAAGAAGUAGUGUCAUUACGAGAUGGGUCAGAAAUUGUACAGUUAGCACGAUGGCUUCUUUCGCGAAAUCCAAAUGGAAGCUUGGUACAGAAUUAUGCGUCAAUUCGUGGUGACAAUAUGUUACGAACGUUGUCAAACGUUCUUCAGUACUCUGGAGGAACGAAGCAAAGUCUAACACCGGUAGCUAAGCCGUCACCUAUUUCGCUCAAACAGGCCUUGAAACGAGCCACUGGUCGAAGUUCGGACCGGUUUGGGGCCGUUAAAGAUUGGCGUACUUCAGAUGAAACUGUUAGCGGUAUCUUGUUAGCCUUUGGUUCUCUUCUGGCUCUCAUCCAAGUUGAGGUAGAAGUUAUGGGCAUUACUAUCAAUGAUCUGACGACAGAAGCUCGGAUACAGCGUGUAAUGUUUGCACAGCCUCUGCGUAGUGUCAUUGAACGCUCCUCGAAGAUCUUUGACGGGCUGGACUGUUCCCUUGUGCCUUUGCUGCCCUUAUUGAAGCAUAUCAGUACGCAUUACAAUCAGCUGGCAUCUCUUUCUAACGUAUCGCUUCGCAUAUUGAUGUUUUCAGUUUUUUUCGCUCGUGUUCUCUCAGCCCUACGUCUGAAUUUGAAAAAUAAAGCAGACAAUUAUGGCACUGACGAAACUUUAGCUGCCGUUUUUCUACUGAAUAACAAUAGUUACAUUCAUCAUGUAUUACAAAAUGAUGGAGUAUUUGCUCUUAUAUGUGAACAUAACUCCGAAAUACGAUCGUUUUAUAAGUACGAAAUAAACUUCAUUGGACAGUAUUUAUUUAGCUGGGAUCGUGUUAUAAGUUCUUUGGUCCAUGAAGUUGUUCCAUAUGACGAUAAGCAGGCUUAUCGUAACACUCUUCUGACGUUCACCAGUGAGUUUGAGAAGCUUAUUGCUGCUCAGAAAGGAUAUUGUAUCGCUGAUGUUAAAGUUUCGCAAAGUAUUAAGGACAGCAUCAGGAAACUGCUACUGGAACCAUAUACGGACUUUUACAACAGGUUUUUAUCUGAUAUUUGGAACUUAUCAUUUAGGAUAAUGCGUUCGCCAUUUGCUAAAAGCCUGGAGAAACAUAUAAAAUAUACUCCAGAUUCGCUAGAAAUGGUUAUAGACAGAUUGUUUGAUGUCUCAGCUUAG